CUGUCGGCAUCUCCCAUCUCUAUUACUAUAUCGCACUUCUGUGGAAAUUUUGGGAAAUUCACCAAUUUUUGUGCAAAAUGAGCUCGCCAACGAGUAAAAAUGUUGUUGAAACAAAUGGAAACAAGCCAAAGAAGUCCGGGAAAACCAAUUCGACUGCGAAGGGCGGCACAAUGGACACACGUGCCGAGCUGGCGGACCUCAUCAAGAAAAAGGCCGAAACCUCGGAGCAACUGGCCAACUUGGAGCGACAGAUCUACGCCUUUGAGGGCUCAUAUCUGGAGGACACACAGCUGUGCGGCAACAUCAUACGCGGCUGGGAGCGCUACCUCACCUCCAACAAGGCCACCAACUCCAAGGCCGACAAGCGGAAUCGCAAGUUCAAGGAGGCGGAGCGGUUGUUCUCCAAAUCUAGCAUUACCUCCAUGGCAAUAUGUAAUCCUGAGCGCGCAAGCGAAUCCGAUUCCAUUACCAAUGAAGACUCCAGCGACAAUCAGAUGUCCAUCAAUCAGAACACCACCACGGCCCACGAUGGAGCCACGACAAUCAAGAGCACGCCUAAAGAUGAAAAGGAUUCCCCCUCGCAUCGCAAUGAGGGAAGCCUGGUUAGCCUUGCUGGAGGAGUUGGUGUCACAGGUAGCAACGUUGCACCCAGCUCUGUCAACAAAGAUGUGCUCGGCACACCCACCUCCAAUACAAAGAGCAAACUUUCCACCAGCUCCAGUGCGACGGCAAAGAAGAGCGGCCACAUAAACAAGAAAAUACGGCAUCGAUGAUGACCACCACUGCGUUGGGUUAACCCGUCGGAUAAUCCAUAUAUAAGUUCAAAGUUUUCUGAAUUACAAUUUGUACAAUUAAUAAAACGAAUCUAGAUUUAUAA
This is a messenger RNA of Drosophila kikkawai, 877 nucleotides long. RefSeq names its product chromatin modification-related protein EAF6/MEAF6 (gene Eaf6). Lineage: Eukaryota; Metazoa; Arthropoda; Insecta; Diptera; Drosophilidae. Gene Ontology annotation, cellular component: NuA4 histone acetyltransferase complex. The record is from RefSeq and is a predicted model, not a curated record.